This is a messenger RNA of Danaus chrysippus (African queen), 1701 nucleotides long. NCBI's taxonomy places the organism in Eukaryota, Metazoa, Arthropoda, Insecta, Lepidoptera, Nymphalidae. The record is from the annotation of a GenBank genome assembly.
AUGAUGAAGUGCUUUCCAGCCGAUCUCCAGCCAGGCCAGCCAGAUACCGAUGAAAUGGUCACCAAUCUCCUUCAGUGGAUUCAAGGAUUCUACCAACAGAAAAAUAGGAGAGCUCGACAAUACUUUGGAGGAAAACCCGAAAAGCCGAGGCCGUUUGAACCAGCUUCUUAUCUCCCACCAGUGACAGGUUACCCCGUUCCUGGUAGUCGGCCGACACCUUCAUAUAGCGAAGGCCCGAGUCAACCUAGUUCCCCAUUCCUACCUAGCCAAACUGACCAACUACCAUUAGAACCUAGUCAAUCACCUUACCAGCCGAGUCAACCAAGCUAUUCAUCCUAUCAGCCGAGCCAGCCUACUCAAUCUUCAUAUGAACCCAGCCAACCAAACCGGCCCAGUGAGCCAUCACAACCUUCUUCUUACCAACCCAGUCAACCCACACAAUCAUCGUACGACCAAAGUGAAUCUUCAGAACCCAGUUAUGAACCAAGUCAACCUAGUUACAAACCAAGCCAGCCGUCGCAACCUGAGCAAACUUCUCCUUCUUAUCAACCUAGUCAACCCAAUGAAGAUUCAGGAUUACCUGACCAGCCACAAAGACCAGAUCAGCCUGGAGAUAAUGAUAAUGGACCCCAGAUUCCCAUAAAUCCAGACGACGAUGACCGUCAUCCACCCCAUAUACAUGACAUCACCGUCGAUUGUGGUAAGCAAAUGAUGACCAUUAACAUUGAGUUCAACAAGGCCUACAACGGUAUCAUUUAUUCUCAAGACCACUACAAAGACUCCGAGUGCAUUUACGUUAAAGAGAACUCAAACCAAAUUAAAUACUCGUUUACAGUUAAUCUAAAUAAAUGUGGAACAAGAUUCUUUAGCGAUUUUGAAAACGAAGGUCAAGCGUAUCUUGAAAACGUUUUGGUGCUCCAAAACGAACCAGGGAUUCAAGAAGUGUGGGAUCACAUUCGGCGCGUAAGAUGCCUUUGGGAAGGAAAUUUAACUAAACAGCUAGUGUCAUCUUUGAGCGUCGGUAUGUUGAAUCAGAUAACAAGUAACUUCAGCGGUGAUACUGCUAUGGCUCGAUUGGAUAUCCAGACGGGAAGAGGACCUUUUGCUCCCGAAGCAAACGGACUGAUAAAGAUCGGAGAAAUUAUGACUUUAGUAGUAUCAGUAACCGGUGAUGCAGGAUUUGAUAUUUUAGUUAGGGAAUGCAUCGCUCGCGAUUCAAGCAAUACCAAUGUCGUGCCAUUGACCGACUCAAACGGCUGCGUGCUUAAACCGAAAUUAUUUGGAGCCUUCCAGAAAACGAGAGAGACAGGAAACACUGGGGCUUCGAUCAUCGCUUACGCAUACUUCAAUGCUUUUAAAUUCCCAGACGAGAUGGACCUGAUUAUCCAAUGUGAUGUUGAAUUAUGCAAAACAGACUGCGAAGUAUGCCCAAGUCCCGGCAGUACAGAGCCAAGAAGAAAAAGACGAGACGUCAUUCACAUAGGAAAUAGAACUUAUGAACCUGUUACUACUAUCGAGAAGGGUUUGAGGGUUGUGUUCGCUGAAGAUUUACCUAAUGAACCUGGCAUAUGCAUUUCAUCUACAGCAGCGCUAUGGGGAGGUGCUCUAGUUCUUGCUGGAUCCCUAUUAAGCAGUUUAUUAGUCACUCAUUGUUGGCACAGAUCACGCGGUUCAGCGAAAUUCGCUAUUAAUAAGAGUUAA